Molecule: messenger RNA, 2368 nt
Organism: Carassius auratus (goldfish)
Lineage: Eukaryota; Metazoa; Chordata; Actinopteri; Cypriniformes; Cyprinidae
Product: hairy/enhancer-of-split related with YRPW motif-like protein
Exons: 5
Coding region: 788-1720 (310 amino acids)
Biological process (GO): regulation of DNA-templated transcription
Molecular function (GO): protein dimerization activity; DNA binding
Source: RefSeq, a predicted model, not a curated record
ACUUCUUUAUUGGAGGCCACUGUAUGUGUGCAUGUGGGUCCAAAUCCAAGGCACUAUUCCCACAGUAUUCUUCCUAUUGUCCUGGGAGAGAGGGAGGGCAACUAAUUAAAAAGAGUGGAAAAGAGGAGACAGAGAAACAGACAGAAGGAAGGAGGGAGGAACUGAGGGGGUAAAGAUAGAGCGAGAUGAGACAGUGGAGAGAAGAGGCUAAUUGAAAGGAGAGAAAUGACAGAGAGCGAGAGAGAAGGGAGGGCUGAUGAGGGGCUGGGAUGCGGGGGGUGUGGGAGGGAAAGGAAGACUUUGCCAAAGUGCCCAAGUUCAGUCACUUGUGCUGCUGCAGCAGAAAGUGGGAGGACGAGCGUAGCCAGGGUGACUGAGAGGUAGGAAGGGCCAGGAAAAGCAGCAAAAGUGAGAGAACACAAGACAAGGACUGUCCUUCUCUGGCUUCAAGUCCAGGGGGUCUGGAGAUGUCAAAACACGACUACAUAUAAGAGCAGAAACAAGUACCAGACUUAGUCAGCAAAAGAGGUCUAAUAAAAACUCCCAAGCAAGCGUGCUUGUAUUGUGGUCGGAGGAUAGAGGGAGAAAUAGAGGAGAAGAAGUUGGAAAGGAAAAAAGGAAAUAGGGAGGGGCGUGUUCACAUUAGAAGGUGGCUGCUUUCCUUACAGCUGCAUUUGAAGGACAGAGGAGGAAUCCAUCAUCUGAGAUCAUCUCAGAUCAUCUCACACAUCUCCAUCCAUUCAACAGUCCCUUGCAGGGAUAGAGGAGGACGGAGGACCCUGUGGCGAUGAAGAGACCUCAUGAUUACAGUUCCCCAGACUCAGACACGGAUGAACUGAUUGAUGUCGGACAGGAAGACAGCUACUGCCCUGUCACUGGGUCCAUGUCUCCAGGCAGUACCUCACAGAUCCUGGCGCGCAAGAAGAGAAGAGGGAUAAUUGAGAAGAGACGCAGGGACAGGAUCAACCACAGUCUGUCAGAGCUCAGGAGACUCGUACCCAGUGCUUUCGAGAAACAGGGCUCCUCUAAACUGGAGAAGGCUGAGAUUCUUCAGAUGACAGUGGAUCAUCUGAAACUGCUGCAUUCCAUGGGCGGCAAAGGCUACUUUGAUGCUCGUGCUCUGGCAGUGGACUACAGGACUCUGGGAUUUCGGGAGUGUGUUGGAGAGGUGGUAAGAUACCUCAGCUCUCUGGAGGGGGUCGAAUCCUCAGACCCCAUUGGUGCACACCUUGUGUCCCAUCUCAGUCAAUGCGCCAGUGAGCUGGACCCUCUCCUCCAGAGCCCCGCCGCUUUACCUUUUCCUCCUUGGCCCUGGCCCUCCUUUCCACAGCUGACAUCCACUUCAUCUCCAGCUUUGUCUAGCCCGUUUCCCCCUACCACCUGCCGAGAUCUGACCCCCCAUGGCACCGCCGCCUUGCUGGGCUACCCUUCACCGGCCCUGCGAGUGGGAUCUUUGAGCACCCAGGGGGCAUUACUGAGUCCAGCGCUGACCCCGGGGCGUCGACUGCCCUCUGUCCCCAGACAUCCACACAGACUUCAACAGCACUCGCCUGAUGGACCCACAAUCCCUUCAUCCUCCUCAUCCUCCUCCAACUCCUCCCCUCCCCAGAUUUCCUUCAGACCCUUUGCCCCUCUGGGGUCUCCAGCCCCAGGUCGCAGGGGUUUGGGCACCUCCAGUAAGUCUGGACAGGCCUGGGGCACAGAGAUUGGGGCAUUCUGAAUCAGAAGUUUGGAGUUUAUGACAGCCUGAAAGGAAAAAAAAAACAUUUCUUGGUCAUUCAGACUUAUUUAUGACCAUUAUUGCCUUUUAAAGGAACUACAAAGCAUUGAACAAUUCAAAUAAAAUGUGUUUUCAGUUGAAUCUACUGUUCCAACAUUUAUACUCUCAGAUAAAACAGAUACAAAAGCUGUCAAUGGGGUGAUGCCCUUUCAAAAGAUACACCUUGUUACUCCUAAAGGGUGCAUAUUAGUACAUAAAUACAUAUUAGUAUAUACCGAUUGACUACUUAUGUAUUUUUUUCUGAGAGUUUAGAAAUAAUUGAACAAAACUUUUUAGUUGUUUGUGAUUGUUCUGCUUACAAAGAAAAAUAUGAUUGGAAUGAUAUGGACUGUAGAAUUUAAGUGUAAAAUCAAUGAAAUGCAUCUAUCAGAAAGACUGCAAUUUAGUGAUAGGAAAUUGGAUUUUGAGCUCCAUAUACCGGAACUUUCUAGAAUUUAUUUUUAUUAGUGUACUUGUUUACUCAGUCAUUUAUACAUUCACUUGGAUUCUGACAUGAUAUAUCAUACAUCUGAGUUGGAUAUUCUUGAGACGAUUACAUAAAGACAAAUUAAAUGUGCCUUGUUAAAACAGUGUUCCUCUUGUUCACUU